UUUGAUCGAUCUCUCUCGUCUUUUUGAUUUUCACUCUUUAGCAUAUAAGAAAUGGACCUGAUAGCUAAAAUCGCCGCGAGAAAGGCUGUGGUGAUAUUUAGCAAGAGCACGUGUUGCAUGUGUCACGCAAUCGAGAGGCUGUUCUUCGAGCAAGGGGCGAGCCCGGAGAUCCACGAGCUCGACCGGGAGUCGAGAGGGAAGGAAAUGGAGUUGGCUCUUUCGAGGUUAGGGUGCAGCCCCGUCGUGCCCGCAGUGUUCAUCGGGGGAAAGCUCAUCGGCUCCGCCAACACCGUCAUGACGCUUCAGCUCAAUGGCUCCCUCAAAAAAUUGCUUAGGGAAGCUGGAGCGAUAUGGCUUUGAUGUUUAAACGUUUCGAAACAAACGUCUCUUUUUUCCCUUGUGUAAAUAUUUCAACGGUCAAAAUAAGCCAC
Momordica charantia (bitter melon) is the source of this 431-nucleotide messenger RNA. NCBI's taxonomy places the organism in Eukaryota, Viridiplantae, Streptophyta, Magnoliopsida, Cucurbitales, Cucurbitaceae. The record is from RefSeq and is a predicted model, not a curated record.